Molecule: messenger RNA, 527 nt
Organism: Lingula anatina
Lineage: Eukaryota; Metazoa; Brachiopoda; Lingulata; Lingulida; Lingulidae
Product: sarcoplasmic calcium-binding protein, beta chain-like
Source: RefSeq, a predicted model, not a curated record
CCGUCAUAGGGAACCGGUGCACACAUUCCGCUUUUUAUCUAUUAUUUUAAACCUUCAAAGCACAAGAAUUAAAGAUGUUGAGGGCGGUGUCUCGGGUUGUCCCACAGAUGGUGAGGUCUGCGGCUGCAAACGCACCCAACAUGGUGGUCCGCCCUGCUGCUAUUUCUCUUGUACGCACAAUGAUGGAGGGAGUCGCCAAGGGUAAAAAAUUAAACCAGUUUCAAAAGUCAAAAUUGAAACGAAAGUUUGAUUUGUAUGAUAUUGAUGAUGAUGGAUUCGUGGAACGUGAAGAUUAUGACAAUUAUAUUGCAAAAAUCAAGGAAGCAUACGACUUGAAAGACGGGGACCCCCUAUUGCGUGCCUUCGAGAUGGAAUUCGAUGCACACUGGCAAAAAAUGCUGAAGUUUAUGGACGAAAACAAAGACGGACAACUUUCCAUAGAUGAAUGGCUUGACUAUUAUCCAAGCAUCACGUCAACUUCGAAGGCCAAGACCCCUGAAAAUCUGCCCAGGUUCUCCACCAUGUAA